Molecule: messenger RNA, 1548 nt
Organism: Trichomonas vaginalis G3
Lineage: Eukaryota; Parabasalia; Trichomonadida; Trichomonadidae
Exons: 1
Coding region: 1-1548 (515 amino acids)
Source: RefSeq, a predicted model, not a curated record
AUGAUUCCAAACAAUAAUGAUCAAUCAAUGAAUCAAACAAUUCAAAAUGUUCAAAACGGAAAUAUUCAAGCCGGAGAGAAUGUACAGCAGCAAAAUCUAACAGAAGCUCAACUUACAGAAAUUUUGCGACAACCAAUUCAACAAUUAGUGACGUUUUUUAAUACAGCUUAUUUUGGAAAUGCAUCUUCAGUCAAAAUAUCAUGGUUUCUCCUAUCAUUAUACCUCGAAAACCUUGUUGCCUACAAUUUAUUUGAACAUUCAUUAAUCACAAUCACAGCAACACAGCACAGACCUACUCUUUUAUCUCUUUUGCAUCCAUUUAAAGUAUAUUCAUCACAAGGAAAAUUUAUCAAAAGAUCUGAUUUUCCCUCUAUUGCAAAAGAAGCUCAGCUCCCUAUUCCUAUUGCUCAGAUCAUCAUUGUUGGUCAGAUCUUUUUCACAAGCAUUGAAUCAGUCGAAAGUUUCCUUAAAUCUUUAAAAUUAUUUUCAAGGUCAUUAAUUUCCGAAAAACAAGUUCUCGAGUGGUGUUCAUCAUUAUUACCAAAUCUAUCGAAGUUCUUGUACUACUCAAUUGUCGACGAGCGAAGAGAAAGUUUAGAUCCAUUUAAUUUGCAACAAUUUUUUGUUUCUCUCCCUCAGAAGAUGAAAAUACUUGCAUAUUCACCUAAUCUGCAAACAGCGUUUUCCAAAUUCACCAAAGAGAAAACGAUAUCAAUAUACGAAGACCUUUUAGAGUACUCAUCUUCAUCUCCAGAAGAUCGUGUUUCCGAAAUCAAGCUAGAGAUCUUAGACGUUCGUAGUUUUUCAUAUUAUACAGCAUACGUUGACAAUUUGACGUUUGUUGAUGUUCCUUCCAAGUCAAUGACAACAAUUUGCAAAUCUCUUUAUGGAACAGAUGAAUCUCCACUAUUUGGAACAAAAUUAUUUGGCGAAAGAUGCAAACAAGUUGGUAAGAAAGAACAUGCCCGUUAUUUGGAGCAAUUUUCUACUCAUUUGAUGAUAACAGAUAAAUUUGAUUGUGAAUAUCGAUCUACAUACAUCAAAAUGAAUAGCUGCAAGACAUUAGAACGAACUCUAUUCUACUUCGGCUUCCAAACAGAAAUUUUCCAAGAAUUUUCGGAGAUUUUAUCUCAAUUAACAACUUUUUCUGAAAGUAUUGAUGAAAUAACUACAGAAAUUAAGAGGAUAAUGUUGUUUAAAGAUGAAACAGUGUAUUCUUCCAUUAGAUUUGCUACUUUAUACAUUUUAUUGUUAGAACUUUACAAAAUUGUAAAAGAAGACACAGCUACGAAUAUGAAUAAACUAAUCAUGGCCAUGAAAACCGAAAAGCCUCCGUUUUCUUCAUAUGGAGACUCACUUUUAGCAAAUGCCGAUGUUCUUGUUAUGGGAAUCAUGAGAUCGGUGAAGCACUUCCAAGAAAAGUUCAAUAAUUAUGGUUCUGCUUGUCAAACCCUCAAAAAUAGAAUGAUUGCAAAAAUUCAAAUUAAAAAUAAGAAUAUUAAGAUUUCUCUUGUUGAAAAUUUAAUUGUUGAUACUAAUACUAAAUAA